AUGACGAUCCUAACGGAACGAGAGGUUUGGAGUGAUACCAGAAUUCGAGAACAGAUGUGGAAGUUAAUCCUGCGGGUUACAAACGUCCUGUCUAUGCUUGGGAAGUUAGAUGAGUCAAUAUCUUAUGACAGUAAACAACGACUGUCACAUAUAAAAACACAGAUCCGUUCACUAAGAGAAUUUGUGGAAUGUCGGCAAACGUGUCACAACUCUAGUCUCUGCUUCGCACGGUGUCAUGGUGCGACGAAAUCGAGCCACAUGACAAUGUGCUCCUAUUCUCUUUGCUCUCGCGUGUUGAGUGGCUCUAGUCAUGAAAAGCGUCGAGUGGCUGGUCGGAUUUCCAGCCGAGUGCGGUUUUCACAUGGACCCUCAGUCUAG
Molecule: messenger RNA, 378 nt
Organism: Chondrus crispus (carragheen)
Lineage: Eukaryota; Rhodophyta; Florideophyceae; Gigartinales; Gigartinaceae
Exons: 1
Coding region: 1-378 (125 amino acids)
Source: RefSeq, a predicted model, not a curated record